AUGGGUAAAGGUAAAGGCAGCUAUCUUUUGAGUCAUGGGGACAUCCUCAAAGUAGCUGUCGACAUCCAUAUCCAGUUCAAGUCUGCGGAUCCCGAUAAUGUGAACAAGUUCACCCAGUUGCAGCAACUCGAGAUGCGAAGAUUCCAAAAGAACUAUGUGAUCACGCAACGUAUGCUUGGCUCCGGUGCUUUUGGACGCGUGCACAUGGCCUUCAAUGCCAAUACUGGACGGCAGUUUGCUUGUAAGAUUGUUGACCUUCAAGCCAUCAAAGCCGACUUUCAGGAAGGAUCUCGGGCCCAAGGGGAUUCGUUCGAAGGACAGGGGUCAAAGUUUUUUGCUAUAAAAAAACGGUCGUUGAAGUACACCGCAACGACAGCCAAGUCUCCUCGGAUAAGGAAACUCGUUCUUGAAAAGAUCGCAAUGCAGCAGCGAGAGUCCCUGCUUCUGGCAGAAUUAUCUCAUACUUUGCUUGCUCUGGAGUACCUCCAUGACCGAAACAUCGUGCAUCGAGACGUCAAACCUGACAAUAUUCUGAUGACCUCUCUCGAAUCCGGCGGAAGAGUUGUCUUGGCCGACUUUGGAUGUGCAAGACUGGUGAACCAGACUGUUCAGCGAAUGACGAGUGUUGUUGGGACUCUGGAGUACUGCGCGCCAGAGUUGCAUCAAACCAACACCAAAGGAUACACCAAGGCCGUUGACAUGUGGUCCUUGGGUUGUGUCGCGGCUGUCUUACUUGUCGGCAACACUCCAUUCGACGACCCAUGUAUAUCCACAUCCAGCAAUUUGCUAAACUUGGAUAUGGAUAUGAGAGCACUUGAGAUCGGUUCACAACCCAGAGACUUUGUCCGUCGAUUACUCAUCCAGGACGAGACUCGGCGAAUGGAUGUGAAGCAGGCACUGCAGCACGACUGGUUCACCAACCCCGCACAGACAGCAUGGUUCAAAGAGAUGUACACACGUUCGAUUCAAGGAUGGAAGCCUCGCAGCUCCAGUGAACCCGUGAUAGUUGAGCUUACCAGUUUCUUGGGCGUUCAGCUUAACAAGCGGUUACCCUCAGAGUCCGAAUCGAGUUGGUCACCCAAGGAAGGUGCACGCUUCGCAGACGUGGACCACAUCUCUGAGAGUUCAUGGGAGAAUGUUCCACCAGGGGGCGUGAAGUCGCUCAUAUCGCCUGCCAUUUCGAACUCGGUACCUGCAAAGAAGGCAUCACAUCCUUCGCCUCUUGUCUCACUUGAUCAAAACUCUGCAAACAAACCGAGACGUCCCCAGGAAUUCGUGCAACAAGUCAAGGCCAAUACCGACGUGAAAUUUAUCAGUCAGAUCAAGCGUGAACAAAUCGAUCGACCCAAGUUGGAACGACAGGUUCUGUAUGUGCCAUCUUGUGAAAGUCCCAAUGUCCAGAACACCACGGAAAAGAAUCAGCCAGCACCCAGGGAAGGGAAACAAGCGACGAAAGCCAAAUUCACCCUCAACAAGGAAACGGGCAUGAGGAAUUUCUUCUUGUCGCCGGGAAGCGCAGCAUUUCCCCCUAUUGCUCAUUCGGGGACUGCUGCCCCGCAAAAGUCUUCGAAGGACGACAGCGACGAGUCUGACCAGGUGUACGAAGAGGUGCGCAAUCCUGUCACCGGGAAGCGAAAGCGACUCAUAUAUGGCCGGGAUAUGGAAUUAUUGAGUCGGAUUCUAUGA
Messenger RNA from Penicillium daleae, 1686 nucleotides. Its product is annotated as serine/threonine-protein kinase. The coding region runs from base 1 to 1686 and encodes 561 amino acids. Gene Ontology annotation, molecular function: protein serine/threonine kinase activity; ATP binding. Gene Ontology annotation, cellular component: cytoplasm; nucleus. The record is from RefSeq and is a predicted model, not a curated record. The transcript is spliced from 4 exons. Lineage: Eukaryota; Fungi; Ascomycota; Eurotiomycetes; Eurotiales; Aspergillaceae. Gene Ontology annotation, biological process: meiotic recombination checkpoint signaling; protein phosphorylation.